Molecule: messenger RNA, 7482 nt
Organism: Cololabis saira (Pacific saury)
Lineage: Eukaryota; Metazoa; Chordata; Actinopteri; Beloniformes; Belonidae
Product: signal-induced proliferation-associated 1-like protein 1
Exons: 21
Coding region: 474-5771 (1765 amino acids)
Biological process (GO): regulation of small GTPase mediated signal transduction; activation of GTPase activity
Cellular component (GO): cytoplasm
Molecular function (GO): protein binding; GTPase activator activity
Source: RefSeq, a predicted model, not a curated record
GCUGCGUGAAUGAUCUCAUCCCUCCAGCAGCUGCAUGCCGCAGCGACGCGAAGACCCAACUUUCUAUCAAACUUCCAAGUUGCCUUUCGGAGGAAGACACGGGGCACAUUUUCGCUCCGAGCCGGAACCCACACGCCUCAGGCGACGGCAGCGGAGGAAAAAGAGGUUUGCCCACUGGCUGGACGGCGUCUCGGAAUAAUAACAGCAGCCUGCUGCGAGGUGAAACAAAAGGGGGUUGCGUGACAUCCAAAAAGGAGAAAAGGGUUCAGUGUUGGAGUGAGAAAAAUGUCAAGUGACAGUGUCACUGCUGUUGACGAGCCAGUAUGCAAGCCUGAGUGCUGAAGAGCUCUCCUUGUUCUUCUUUACUUGUUGAUCCAGACAAUCACAUCGCUCAUGAGGUCAGGGAGCGGCGUCGCACCCCAGAGGCAGCCAUGUCGACCUGCUAAGUGCCUUUAGCCUUUGGCACUGGUGUCAUGACCAGUCUGAGGCGCCUACCCAUGGAGCGCACUGUUGGGGGUUCCAUCCCCGCCACUAAUGAGUUUUACACCGGCCACCUCCGAAUGGUCAACGGAGCAGCUGUCCUUCCCCGCACAGACAAUGUCCACGCCACUGUGAGCACAGGAGUGCCUAAAAUGGGUGUCCGGGCUCGGGUGGCCGACUGGCCCCCAAGGAAGGAAGUUCACGGGCCUCUGUGGCACCCAUCUGCUGAGACGGAGAACUCUGGUGUGCCCUCUACUGGAAAAAGCCACAUUAAAUUAGGUUCUGCUUUGAGCCCUCAGGACUCGUCGAUGCUGCGCAACAUCCACAAUACUCUGAUGAGUCGAACCCAGGCCCAGGCUAACAAUUACAGCCCUGACAACCGUUACCUGUCCCCAGGAGACUAUAGGGGCCCUGCACAUAGAAACCCACGUCAGAGACGAGUUCGUCAGCGCAGCAAUAGCGACAUGACUAUUAGCGAGAUGGAAGGCAGUGGAGACAGUGGGGAAGAUUGGGGUCCGUCAUCUGGAGCCAAAUGGUCCCCUCUUCACCGUGAAUAUGGCAGCACUUCCUCGAUUGACCAACAUGGGUUAUCUGGAGAGAGCUUCUUUGAAAUGCUGAAAGGAUAUCAAGGGGACAAGCUUGAUCAGCGUAGCCCUGCUCCAGAGAAACUAGAGGACAUGUUAAAUGUUGGGGCUAAGCAAGCGAUCAUAGAGCUUCAAGAGGAUGUCGCAGAUGGCCAUCUUCCUAAGCCCAAGGACAGAGACAAGCCUCCAAAGAGACGGACCAAGUCUGAGACCGGGGGCGAGUCUAUAUUUCGGAAACUUAGGAAUGUUCGGGGUGAGUUGGACUCUCCCAGAGCAGGGUCUGACAUAGAGGACAGUCGAACAGAGGACAUGGCUCCCCCUAUGAAGCCCUGGGUCUGCCCAAAAGGAUUUGCUCACCAUGAUGUUCAGAGCAUGUUUUUUAACCUUAAUGAAGUUAUUCAGCUGCGACACACUGCAUCUAAGAGGAAAAACACCACCACCGGGGCAUCAGCUGCCGCCGUAGCCUCCGCUACUUCCACCCUAUCAUCCACUCACAGCCUGCCUUACAGCUCCCCUAGUGGCAGCCAGGAAGAGCUAUCUAGAGAUAGUCCAAGCCUGGAUGCAGGCGAGGAACAAAGCAAUGAAAUGCUGCUGAGCUGCCCUUGUUUUCGCAAUGAGAUUGGUGCGGAUGGCAAUGGGAGGCGCAGACUGGGAGCAGGUGGGGUGGGAUAUCAUGGACUUGUAGGUGGUGGUGGUGGAGGAGGAGGAGGCAGUGGGUCAGGGACCCUGACUGGGGAAACCCACUUAUAUGAAACCACACUCAGCACACACUGCACUAAUGCUGGAGUAGCAGUUCUUGAAGGACCAAAGGAAGGACCCAGCACGCUCAGUGAAAAGGGCAAACAAUACAUCGUAGAGCACGUGGACCUGGGGGCUUAUUACUACCGGAAACUCUUCUACCUUAGGGAGCACUGGAACUACUUUGGGAUGGAUGAGGCUCUGGGUCCAGUUGCAGUGAGCCUGCGCAGAGAGAAGCUGGAGGACGAUAAGGAGCACGGCCAGCAGUACAACUACCGCCUCAUCUUCAGAACCAGCGAGCUGACAACUCUAAGAGGUUCUAUACUGGAAGAUGCAGUGCCUUCCACCUCCAAGCACAGCACCACCAGAGGGCUGCCCGUCAAAGAGGUGCUGGAGUACCUUCUCCCAGAACUGGAUCUGUCCUGCCUCCGACUGGCCCUCAACACGCCCAAAGUCACUGAACAGCUGAUGAAACUGGAUGAACAAGGGCUGAGUUUUCAGGUGAAGGUCGGGGUGAUGUACUGCCGAGCGGGGCAGAGCACAGAGGAGGAAAUGUACAACAACGAGACGGCAGGUUCCGCCCUGGAGGAGUUCCUCCAGCUCCUGGGGGAGAAGGUCCGCCUCAAGGGCUUCACCAAGUACAGAGCCCAGCUGGACACCAAAACCGAUUCCACGGGGACCCACUCCCUGUACACUUCCUACAAGGACUACGAGAUCAUGUUUCACGUGUCGACUCUGCUGCCUUACACGCCCAACAACAAACAACAGUUGCUGAGGAAACGGCACAUUGGGAACGACAUUGUGACCAUUGUGUUCCAGGAGCCAGGAGCUCACCCCUUCACCCCCAGGGCCGUUCGCUCUCACUUCCAGCAUGUCUUCAUCAUCGUACGGGUGCACAACCCCUGCUCUGAAAACACGUGCUACAGUGUGGCCGUCACCCGUUCCCAGGACGUCCCGUCUUUUGGCCCACCGAUUCCCAAGGGGGUAACCUUCCCAAAGUCCACCGUCUUCAGGGACUUCCUGUUGGCCAAAGUCAUCAACGCAGAGAACGCAGCCCACAAGUCGGACAAGUUUGGUGCCAUGGCAACUCGCACACGGCAGGAGUACCUGCGGGACUUGGCAGAACGCCACGUCACCAACACCCCCGUAGAACCCACGGGAAAGUUCCCUUUCAUCUCUCUGGCUCACAAGCGGCGGGAGAAGAUGCGCCCGUACAGCGGGGCGGAGCUGCGGAGUCUGGGGGCCAUAACUUGGCAGGUUCACGCUGAAGAUCAGGUAGCAGGGGCAGAGCGCGAGUGCCUGUUGGCCGUUUCCAACGACUUCAUCAUCCUGCUGGACCAAGAGGCCAAAGCAGUAGUGUUUAACUGCGCCACGCGUGACGUGAUUGGUUGGUCGUCGGGGAGCCCCGCCUCCAUGAAGAUUUACUACGAGCGCGGGGAGAGCGUGUCACUACGCUCCAUAAAUAACAACACAGAAGACUUUGGAGAGGUGGUGAAAAGACUGGAGCUUCUGACCAAAGGCAGCCAGACCACAGAGAUGACGCUGCGUCGGAACGCCUUGGGCCAGCUGGGCUUUCACGUCAACUUCGAGGGCAUCGUAGCAGAAGUGGAGCCCUACGGAUACGCCUGGCAGGCGGGGCUGAGGCAGGGCAGUCGACUGGUGGAGAUCUGCAAGGUGUCUGUGGCCUCGUUGUCCCACGAGCAGAUGAUUGACCUGCUCAGGACCUCGGUCACUGUCAAAGUGGUCAUCAUCCCUCCACAUGACGACUCCACACCACGCAGAGGCUGCUCAGAAAUCUACCACAUGCCACUUGUGGACUACAAGAACCACAAAGAGGGCAUGCCCUACGAGUUGAAGUUCCCCUUCCGGCCAACAAACAAUAACAACGCCAAGUGGCCACGCACCUCAUCCAGCCCCCAGACUCGCACCUCUGGCUCAGGGGGAACCCUGAUCAAGGCGCCCUCCUCAGACUUCAGUGACCGCAACUGUGCUGCCAUUCCUCGCAGCGUGUCCAGUGACGGUCGGCCUCUCAACCCAAAAAGAUAUUCUCCAGGGAAUGACAACUAUGCACUCGCCUGCUCCAUUGUGAUGGGUCGCACACUGCACAACACCAACUCCCCCUCCAACCUCUCUUACACAGACGCCGCCGGCUCCAGCCAGUGGAGGCAGAAGUCCAUGCCUGACGGGUUUAACAACAACUGCCAGUCGCCUGGGCCAUCUGUGCGGCAGGUGGCCGGUGAAGGGGUCAACGGGAUAAAAGGUGGCUCUGGCGCCGGUGCUGGAUGGUCCCGAUCUGGGGAGGGGGAUGCAGCUGGCAGAGCGGGAAACAAAAGCAGUUCAGAAACUGUAGUUUCCAAAAUUGUGAUUCCUCGACUCCAGCCGUCAGAUCAGAGCGGCCACACGUCUCCUAACAAGAACGCUAAGGGAGAUGCUCCGUAUUCAUCCAGCCAGUCGAGCAGCAACACACUCUCCAGCAACGCCUCCAGCUCUGCCCACAGCGAUGACAAGUGGUACGAAGUGGGCUCCCACUCCGGGAUCCGGACCGACCUGGAGCUCAACGGCUAUCUCCAGGGCACCUCCACGGACAGCGGCAUCGACGCCUCCUCCUUCACUGCCACCCAAAGCAGCACAGCUUCCUCCACCGGUGCCUUCAGGGCCAAGGAUAAGAUCCCAUGGCAGGAAGAUCCAGCAGGCAGCCAGAGAGCCUCAGACGCUUCACCCCCAACCCCAGAUUCUCUCAUCGCAACGGGAGGCAGCGAGAUCCCGGAGAAGGACCCGCCCGCCUAUCUGCAGGGUCCUGACUCGUACGGCCCGUGUGAUGCCACCUCCCAGUCCAGCACAAUCAGUUCCAGUCACUCAGGGAGUCCGAUGGGACCGGGCUGCGGCGCUGUGACGCCACAGAACGAAGCAGCGGCCACCAGCAUCUCAGCCACAUCCCAGAGCUCCCAGUCCCCGGGUACCAAGAGCUUCUAUCCUCGUCAAGGGGCAACUUCCAAGUACCUUAUAGGCUGGAGGAAGCCGGGGGGGACUGUGAACUCGGUGGACUUCGGCAGCACUCGCAAACGGCACCAGAGCGACGGUCUACUGGGGGGUCAGCCCCAGCUCAGGGCCAACCUGCGCGGCUCCCAGUCGCCCCAGCGGCAGACCGCCAAGUCCAGCCUGGAAGAAGACUUGAAGAAGCUCAUCACGCUCGACAGUCCACCACCAACAAGUGAAGAAAAGCCACUGUUUCCCAGCCCGCCACCGACCCGUCGCUCUCUCCAGAGAACGCUGUCAGACGAGAGCAUCUACAGUGGACAGAGGGAGUCGUGCUUCAGUGCACAGCGCGACAUGCCGACCGACCUCCUGUUCACCUGCUCCACGCUGCCUCGCUCCCCCACCACCCGUCAGGGACCAACCCGGCGAGCCUCACACAAAUCGCUUGGAGACCUGUCGGCCCCAGAGAGCUCAGAGCUGGAGCAUCAGAAGAAGAGGAAGAUGCAGCAGCAGCCGCCGCCGCAGCAGCAGCAGCAGCAGCAGCAGCAGCAGCAGCAGGACCAGGAGGACCCUGCUCUCAUGCCGCUACCUGACACCGGGGUAGAUGGCCCCCUUGACUGGGAGCACUUGGUGGAUGCAGCCAAAGCUUUUGAGGAGAGACUGGUUUUCCUCGCAGCCCAAGAGGAGAGCUCCAUGACGGAGUGCGAAGAGGCUGCCGGCGCCCAGCAGGCCGAGCCUCAAGCCGCUCCGCUGAGACAGCCGUCUCCAGGAGAGAUUCCAGCCUGUUUGAUGGGGAAGGUGGACCAGCUGGAGACCAUGGUGAAGGCUCUACAGCAUGACCUGAAGAAGGAGAAAGAUGCCAAGGCGUCGCUGCAGGCGCAGAUCCACAGCCUGCGAGAGGACAACCAGCGUCUCCUGGAGGAGUCCUACAGCGCUUCAGCCAAGCUCAAGAAAUUCACAGAGUGGGUCUUCAACACCAUUGACAUGAACUGAUGCACACAGACGCCAGGCUGCUCCGCCUUGGGUGUUUUAACCACUACUCGAGCAGAUUUCAACUUUCAGUGCUAUUAAUUCAACAGACGUUCUUACAAAAUCGCUCUGCAAACCAGUGCCAACAUGGAUAUACGUGCCCAUCCUUCUUCAGCCUUGUGGAUCUGUGGAAUAAUCGUCAUAAAAGACAGCGUAUUUAGAAAGAAAAGCGAGCAGUGGUGUAGCUGUGUGUCAUUUUUUUUAUCAGCAUGCACUCCUUUCCUAAGGAGGACAAAAAAUAUGUCAUGCUUUGUUUCCAACCUAAUGGACCGUGGCCCUGCAUGCCAGAGAGAGCAAGAUCUCUGAACUAACCUGAAGGGAUUCAAAUUUCCUGUCCCCAUUCAGGUCCUCAGCUAACCUUAUUACAAAUGAACCAACUUCUAAUGAAAAAAAAGAAGCUUAAAACUCCCUCAUCCCAUGCAAGAGUUGGGGAUUAUAGCCCCAUGUUGCUCUGAUAAAGGUUGACGCAUUCUUAGAGUUAAAUGUUGUAAAUUUGUUGAUGUUUAGACGUUCUUCAGUUCUCCCAAUCCAGAGAUGACAAAACUCACUAUUUUUGUAUUACUAACAAAAAAUAAGCUACAAUGAUGGAACAUUUCUUCUUCUUUUUUUUGUUUUGAUGGUAGUGUGGGUAGGUAGAGGCGGCAGACAGAUCCUUGACAUAGCACACACUGUAAACACUGUAAGGUGAGGUACCUGUCUGUGUGUAUGAGAUUAUGAAGGUGUUUUAAGGGUCGUUGCAAGUUGAACUAAGACUACUGGUCACACGAAAAGAAUAUAUAUUAUAUAAACUCACAGUGGGUACCAUAAAAAUAUAAAAUAAUAAUUCUGAUUAUUUUGAAUAUGUGAUGUAAACAUUUAUUUUUCUCAUGCCCUCCUGUGAUAUGAAAAUAAAAGUAUUUAUGGCAAAGAUGAUGGCCAAUUUGCAGUUGGAUAUAUAUAUAUAUAUAUAUAUAUAUAUAUAUAUAUAUAUAUAUAUAUAUAUAUAAAAUGUGUGUGUAUAUAUGUGCCUGUUGUGGGCAGUUUCUUUUGAGACUCAAAAGUCAGAGUGAUGGUGAAAUACUAAUUCUUCUUUUCCUCUAACUUAUAUUUUGUUGCCUUGCUUGCUGCAGUGGAUUGAUUGACAUUGCCACCUUGUGUUCACCAAAUGUAACUACAUGGAGUUCCCCCUUUUCUCAUUCAAUAGCAUGAUGAAUGGUCUCAAUCGGGUCCUGACAUUUCACUGUAGAUGAAACUGGUAUUUACAUAGUGAGAUUUUGUUGUGUAAAUCUCCUAAAUUCCAGUUUUCUGUAGCAUACGAAUCUGCUCCAAAGCAUAACAUGAUUUGGCCUGUACAAUAUCAAACAAAGCCCUUAUUUAAGCCGCGUACUGCAACAGCUUCCUUUUGUACUCUGACACUGUGCAACUGUGUAUAUAGAGAAUUUAAUAUGCAUCAAGAUUUGCACCUUCAUUAUUAUUUUCUACUGUUGUUUUUUUUUUAUGUAUUUUUGCUUCAGUGGCUGGCAGAGAGUAAAAGGAGUCUUUUAAAAGGUCAAAAGGCAGAGACAACAAGCUGAACUUGGACACAGCGGCCCCGGUCCCUGACAGAGCAGAUUGCCCCUUUGCCCUCAUUCUCAACAUGUGUGAUACCACGUGAUUAUAUUUCCAUUGAGCUGUGACGUGUAAAAUAUGUUUAUAU